Messenger RNA from Cyprinus carpio (common carp), 5281 nucleotides. RefSeq names its product tyrosine-protein phosphatase non-receptor type 4-like. Gene Ontology annotation, biological process: protein dephosphorylation. Gene Ontology annotation, cellular component: cytoplasmic side of plasma membrane; cytoplasm; cytoskeleton. The record is from RefSeq and is a predicted model, not a curated record. Gene Ontology annotation, molecular function: protein tyrosine phosphatase activity; cytoskeletal protein binding. Lineage: Eukaryota; Metazoa; Chordata; Actinopteri; Cypriniformes; Cyprinidae.
CUGCUUCUGCGGCUCCUACAAUGUAACAGCACCGAGAACAGAGACACAGUUUAAGAAGUGACCGAUCCCGAUGAGCCGACCUCCAGAGUGGGAAAUGCGUUUUUACUCUCCUGCGAGAUCCCCUCCACCGCCCUAGAAGUCCCGUUGACUGGAUUGUAAAGUGUCUUCGCUCUCUGAGCUUGUGUGGAUUAUCGGAACCGAGGCCCCGCUGAGUUGAAUGUGUGUGCUGGGCUGGAGUGGGUCAGUAUGAGGCUGCCGCUGUUGCUCUGAGCGGGCUCUCCGCUCCCUGCCUUGGGUCUCUUACGAAAUAACAUUUACUUAUAAAACUGGACACCCCUGGAGCAGUUUAUGACGACUCUGGUUGGACCGUAAUGACCGCACGCUUCCGGUUGCCUGCAGGCAGAUCCUACAAUGUCCGGGCGACGGAGCUGGCACGCGACAGGCAGCACACCGAGGUGGUCUGCAACAUUCUUCUUUUGGACAACACUGUCCAGCCUUUUAAAGUCAAUAAGCACGAUCAAGGCCAGAUCCUACUGGACGCUGUCUUCAAGCACCUGGAGCUGACCGAGAGAGACUAUUUUGGGUUGCACCUGGCUGACGACUCCUCUGAUAGCCCGAGGUGGCUGGAUCCAAAUAAACCCAUAAGAAAGCAAUUAAAAAGGGGCUCUCCACAUCAUCUGAACUUCCGGGUGAAAUUUUUUGUGAGUGACCCCAACAAACUUCAGGAAGAAUACACACGGUACCAGUAUUUUCUACAGAUUAAGCAGGACAUACUCAGUGGAAGACUGCCUUGUCCACACAAUACUGCCGCACUCCUAGCAUCGUACGCUGUUCAAUCUGAGCUGGGUGAUUACAGUGAGGCUGAGAAUUUGCCAGGAAACCUGUCUGAGUUCUGCUUCAUCCCCAACCAGCCUCAAGGCUUUGAAAAAGAGGUCACCAAACAUCACCAGCAACACAGUGGACUUACCCCAGCACAGUCCGAAUUCAAUUACCUGGACACGGCACGAACGUUGGAACUUUAUGGAGUGGAACUGCACUAUGCAAGGGAUCAAAGGAACACAGAAAUUUUCAUAGGCGUGAUGUCAGCUGGCAUUGGCAUUUACAAGAACAGGGUACGAAUAAACUACUUUCCAUGGUUGAAGAUUGUAAAACUAUCUUUUAAAUGCAAACAGUUUUUCAUCCAGCUGAGAAAAGAGGCGCAUGAGACAAGAGAUACAUUGGUCGGCUUCAACAUGGUAAACUACAGGGCCUGUAAGAACCUCUGGAAGGCCUGUGUUGAACACCACACCUUCUUUCGACUAGAUCGACCCGUUCCUCUGCAGAAGAACUUCUUUGCACACUACUUCAGUUUGGGCUCCAAGUUCCGAUACUGUGGGAGGACGGAAGCACAAUCUGUUCAGUAUGGCAAGGAGAAGGGAAUCAAGGACAGAGUGUUUGCAAGAUCUCCCAGCAAACCCCCGGGCAGAAAGUUGAUUGGUGUGACAGACUGGGAAUCAGUGAGCAGGAAUUCACUGUCUGAAGAGAGGCUGGAGACCCGUAGCCUGCCCACCCGCUCACCACCUGGGACGCCCAACCAUAGGAACUCCUUAUUUGUGCAAGAGGGUCCUCGGCUACGGCCCUCUUCCAUGGGUCACCUGGUGGACCAUGUCAUCCAAGCCUCCCCCAGCCUUCCUAUUUUCUCCAAUCACAAAUCAGCUUCCUCUACACAAGCUAACAGCAUCAGCCUGGAGUCUACACCGUCUCCGGAAGGAGUUGAAGGCCCGCCCCCCGCCCUCCCACCCAAACAGUCCAGGAAGAACCUGAGCCAGCUUUUACUGUCCCACUCCCAACAGGACUUGGACAACCACAUCAAUCAAAUGUACACUAUCCCCAUAGCAACAGACAAGGCCAUGCCCAACGGAGUCAUUCCUCAUGACAAUCUUGUCCUCAUCAAGAUGAAAGCGGAUGAGAAUGGGAGAUUUGGUUUUAAUGUGAAGGGCGGCUCUGAUCAGAAGAUGCCCAUUAUCGUGUCUCGAGUAGCACCAGGAACAUCGGCUGAUUUAUGUGUGCCUCGACUGAAUGAAGGUGAUCAGGUUGUGCUGAUCAACGGUCGAGAUAUUGCAGAGCACACACAUGAUCAGGUGGUCAUGUUCAUCAAGACCAGCUGUGAGAGCCACUCGGGGGAGCUCAUCCUGUUGGUGCGACCCAAUGCUAUCUACAAUGUAGUUGAGGAGAAAUUGGAGACAGAGCCAGAUUUUCAGUACAUCCCAGAGAAAUGUCCCACAGACCCAUCACAGCUGGACCAGGACGCCUGGAGGGACUCAAUGCUGCAGUUAAAGGAGGGUCUCAACAGUGCUACUAUGCUGGCCCAGUUUGAUCAACUGUAUCGGAAAAGGCCUGGAAUGACAAUGUCAUGUGCCAAAUUACCUCAGAAUCUUUCCAAAAACCGCUACAGAGACAUCUCACCUUAUGAUGCAACAAGGGUAAUCUUGAAAGGCACAGAUGACUACAUCAAUGCAAAUUACAUCAAUGUAAGUGACUCAUAAUUAUUUUAUUAUCUCCACCAAACCCAAACACCCAAGGAAUGAUGGAUUGUGAUUAAUAGCCAUUCGUAAUGUUGUUUUGCCACACCCCACAAUACAUGCCCGGAUUUCUGGCAGAUGACGGAGCAGCACUCCUCUUCUUUGGUAGUCAUGCUCACUACUCAGGUCGAGAGAGGACGUGUGAAGUGCCAUCAGUACUGGCCGAACCCCUCAGGUAGUGCUACAUACGGCGGCUUUCAGGUUUCCUGCCAGACUGAGGAAGGAAACUCUGCAUUCUUGGUUAGGGAUAUGACUCUUACUCAGAUUGAGAGUGGGGAAAGCAGGGAGUUGACCCAAAUCCAGUACCUGGCAUGGCCUGAUCAUGGUGUACCAGAUGACUCAACGGAUUUCUUGGAUUUCGUGGCGCUGGUCCGAAGUAAACGAGCUGGGAAGGACGAGCCUGUUGUGGUCCAUUGCAGCGCUGGGAUUGGCCGGACAGGAGUUCUCAUCACCAUGGAGACGGCAAUGUGUCUGAUGGAGUGCGGCCAGCCGGUGUAUCCAUUAGAAAUUGUGAGAACUAUGCGGGAUCAGAGGGCCAUGAUGAUUCAGACUCCUAGCCAGUUCAAGUUUGUGUGUGAGGCCAUACUGAAGGUUUAUGAGGAGGGCCUGGUGAAACCGCUCAUAUCUACGCUGUACGAAUCCAACUAAUGCAAUGCCAGCUUUUCCCGAAAAUGAUACUGAAAUUCACUGUCAGGAUCUUCUUCACAUGAUGACAUCACAGCUCCGUGUCAGAGUGAUGGAGAAGUAUCUCGAGCCAGGAACACAGGACAUAAACCAAGCACUGCUGCACUUUACAAUGGCAAAGAGACUAUAUGCCAGGCUUCAACGAGGAGAGAAACAACAACAACAAAAAAUCUAAAAAGGGGGAUUAGGUACUUGUAGGAACUUUGAGUGUUCAGGGUUUUAACAGAUAUAUAUGUUAAUAAUGAAAAUAGAGGAGAUUGCUGGUGCCAUAUGUGUGUAAGGGCAGGCCCGUUUUUAUAUGUGGUCACCUAUUAUUUGGAGACAAACAACACCCACAAAACAAUUCACAUCCAGGCCUGUGCUGCAGAUGAACAUUUGUAUUUUUAUUAGAAAUAUUUAUUGUAUUAAUUUCAAUAUUGAGCCCUGCAUAAGAAACUACUUACAAAAAAAGAAGAAAAAAAAAGUUUUUCUUAAGACAAUGAUUAUUUUUCCUGUUUGCUUUGUUCCCCCUUUUUGGCGCAGAUUGAAAAUCUUUUUUAUUUAUUUUUCCUGUCAAACUGAAAUGCUGUCAACAAGGACUUUAAAUCACGUUGCAUUACAGCUGUGAUGCAAAAUAUCAGUUUGGUCUUUCAAGCUGAAGUUAAAGGAAUACAAAAAUGAAAAUAUAGUGAUUAUUUACUCACCCUUGUGUCUUUCCAAACCCAUAUGAUGCUCUUUCGUAGGUGGAGUGCAAAAAAUGUUUUGAAAAAUGUUCUUGCUGCUCUUUUCCAUACAGUGAAAGCCUACAAGAUAAAUAAAUAAAUAAAUAAAUAAAUACCAUAAUAUUCACUUUAUUCCAAAUCUUCUGAAGCCAAACAAUUGCUUUGUGUGAGGAAAAGACUGAAAUUUAACUUUUAAUAACUAAAAAUAUUCCUCCCAGGUAUUAGUUCCUCAACUUGACACAAUUAGUCAUGAAAUACAAGAACCAGUGAGUCUGUAGAAUAAUAAAUUCAGGGCCACCAACCCAUAGAAAUUAACAUACAGAAUAAUCAAAUUAUAUUGAUUAUUUUUUUAUACACUCCUCUGGUGUUGUAUUAUAAAAAGACUGUCAUUUAGAAAUUUGACAUUCCCUGAAAGAAUAAACUUACUGCAAUUUAAAAUCAGAUAUUCUAUUAAAGGUUUAGUAUCCCCUGUAGGUAAUGUAACAGUUAUGUGUUGCAAACAAGAACUGCUUUUUGUGUUGUUGUUAAAUCUAAAUGUUACACACCAUAGUGUGUUAAAUGCAGUACCGUUUUGGAGGAUCAUAUUGGAGUUUGUUUAUGGUUGACCAGUUUAUUUCUUGUAGCAGACUACACCUGCAAAAUAUCCCACACACUAAGAGUGUGUCCAGUAUGUGUGUUGUUGUGUUAUUACUGUAUGUUUCUGAUGUCUAUGUGCAAGUGUGUUUUAUAGGACUGUUAGUGUGAAUGUGAUAAUCAUGUGUUUAAGUUUGAUCUAGACUUGGUUCAACACAUUAGAGCUGGUGUCUGGUUCAGGCUGUCUGAUUUUUAGUUUAUUUAAUUGAGCCCUAGUUUUAUGAGCAGUCUUUGUUUUGAAGCCAUCAUAUUAACAUUGUUAAACUGUCAAAUAAAAUUUUUGACCUAUUGCCCAGAUUCACAGGUCAUCUCUAGUUGAAUGUCGAGUUGAAUCCAUGCCUGUACUCUUUGUAAGUUACUGUCUACUUUUACAGUCAAUCAUAUGACGUUUCUUUGUGGUCAUAAUUGCUGGAGAACCCUGGUUUUAGGACCAAAUAAUUCCAUUCUAUGCUCAAGAGGUUACAGGUUUUACAAAAAGACAUUUAAAACAGGAAUAUGGCAUGGAAUUUGGGAGAAACUACAUGCCCCCUGCCUUGUGGGACAGCACUUUUUCAACAAAGAUGUACAAUUGUAGACUGGUGUUAAUGUUUUAUUUGCUGCAAAAUACAGGAAGGUCAAGUUGUGCCACUUGUCCAUUUUUAUGAAAAUAUUAUAAAGUGUACAUAGUAUGUUGUAUAUUAAAAAGAAAAUCUUUAAAAUAAA